Messenger RNA from Cornus florida, 2498 nucleotides. RefSeq names its product polycomb group protein EMBRYONIC FLOWER 2-like. The coding region runs from base 178 to 2223 and encodes 681 amino acids. The transcript is spliced from 23 exons. The record is from RefSeq and is a predicted model, not a curated record. Gene Ontology annotation, cellular component: nucleus. Lineage: Eukaryota; Viridiplantae; Streptophyta; Magnoliopsida; Cornales; Cornaceae. Gene Ontology annotation, molecular function: chromatin DNA binding.
UAUAAAUACCAUUCGAAAAAUUCCCUUUUCGUCCCGGUGCUCUUUCCUGAACGUUUCCGGUGACGAUUCCACUUUCAGCUGAUUUCCGACCGCCGGAAGGAUAUUUCUCCGUCGUCCUUCACAGUCCGCUUAGAAAGCGCACUCUCUCAUGAAUACAGAAUACUAGGACUGUAAUUGAUGUACAAAACUCUGGAUUUCAAAGUGACAUUCAAAAGGUUUGGGGGGGCUACGAGGUACUUACCUUGGAAAGCUUCAGAUAACUAUGAAUUUAUAUUUCAUCAUUGUCUAACAAGAAUGCCUGGCAUACCUUUAGUGGCUCGUGAAGCAACUUAUUCUAGAAGUGCAGAUCAGAUGUGCCGCGAAGAUUCUCGUGUACAUUUGUCUGCAGAAGAGGAAAUUGCAGCCGAGGAGAGCCUUUCUGUUUACUGCAAGCCUGUAGAACUUUACAACAUUCUUCAACGCCGUGCUAUAGGAAAUCCAUCAUUUCUUCAAAGAUGUUUGCAUUACAAAAUUCAAGCGAUGCACAAAAAGAGGAUACAGAUGACAAUUUCCCUGUCAGGGACUGUGAAUGGAGUUCAAACACAAGGUCUAUUUCCUGUGUACAUAUUGUUGGCGAGGCCAGUUUCUAAUGUUGCGGUUGCAGAGAUUUCUGAAGUUUAUCGCUUUAGUCGAGCAUGUAUGCUGAACACUUAUGCUGGAAUAGAUGGGACGAAUCAAACUCAAGCAAAUUUUAUUCUCCCCGAGAUCAAUAAGCUAGCAGCUGAGGUCAAAUUUGGCUCUCUUGCUGUCUUGUUUGUCAGUUUUGCUGAAAUUACAAAUUCUCUUAGCGGACUUGAUCUAUCCAAGGAUCAUAUGGAUAUGGCAUCUUUUCCAUCAAAUGUAGGAGGCUACUGCUUAAUGGGCAAGAUACCAAUGGAAUUACUUUAUUACUCAUGGGAGAAGUCUCCAAACUUGAGUUUGGGGGAGCGAGCAGAAAUGAUGUUAGCUAUUGACAUGCACUCCUGUUUUGUGAAGUCGAGUUGCUUGGAUGAUAACAAAUGUAUUUCGUUUCAGAUUCCAUAUAACAAUGGAGCUAUGGGUAUGUCACAGCAAGUGCAAGUCAUCAUUUCGGCAGAAGAGGUUGGGGCAAAAGAAAAAUCUCCUUAUAAUACAUACACAUAUAAUGACCUUCCUACUUCUUCAUUGCCUCAUAUUAUUCGGUUGAGAACUGGAAAUGUCCUUUUCAACUACCGGUAUUAUAACAAUAAACUGUGGAGGACUGAAGUGACUGAAGACUUUUCCUGUCCAUUCUGCUUGGUAAAAUAUGCUAGCUUUAAGGGUCUGAGACAUCACUUGUCUUCAUCACAUGAUCUUUUCAACUUUGAGUAUUGGGUAAAUGAAGAGUAUCAGGCCGUGAAUGUGUCUGUUAAAACUGAUAUGUGUAGAUCUGAGAUUGUUGCAGAUGGUAUUGAUCCCAAGCAACAAACAUUUUCUCUUUGUUCAAAGCCACUAAGACGAAGAAAAAAUAGGAAUGUUGUUCAAAAUGAAGAGCACGUGCGUCCACUUAUCUUGGAUUCAAACUUCCCUGCAGCGACCAAUGAUCUUCAAGACAAGCCUGAUGGUGUUGCUGGCUGUGUGGCAUGUGAUACAUCCAGUCUGAAUGUCACAGGGAUGUCAACUGCUACAGCUCAAUCAUACUUAGAUCCUGAAUGUCAAUCAGUCCCUGGAAGCAACCUUGCACCUCCUGUUAUGCUACAAUUUGCAAAGACGAGAAAAUUAUCUGUUGAACGUUCAGACCCUAGAAACCGUGCUCUACUACAGAAACGACGGUUCUUUCAUUCGCACAGGGCUCAGUCAAUGGCAUUGGAGCAAGUGUUGUCAGAUCGGGAUAGUGAGGAUGAAGUUGAUGAUGAUGUUGCCGAUUUUGAAGAUCGAAGGGUAUGUUUGAUGCUUGAUGAUUUUGUGGAUGUGACCAAAGAUGAGAAGCAAAUGAUGCAUCUCUGGAACUCAUUUGUGAGGAAGCAACGGGUGUUGGCAGAUGGUCAUAUUUCUUGGGCAUGUGAGGCAUUUUCGAAAUUCCAUGGUCAAGACCUUGCCCGGGCACCAGCCUUGCUUUGGUGCUGGAGAUUAUUUAUGAUCAAACUUUGGAAUCAUGGUGUGCUUGAUGCACGCACCAUGAACAAUUGUAAUUUAAUACUCGAGCAAUGCCAAAGCCAGCAGGACACAGAUCUUACGAGAAGCUAAAGCUUUGAUAAUUCAUUUUUUGAUGGCGAUGAAGACUAGCGUCCGUACUAAUUUACUGAUCUCUGUCACUGCAUUUUGUAGCACUUUUUGUAUCCUAUUUAAUCCAUUGAGCUUUUGUAUGGUGGACUAGAUGUCCUAGCCUGGCUUCAAUCCUAUUGUAAUAUUGUACCUGUGGCCUUACAUUCAAAUUCUACACAGGCAUCUAUAUAUAUCUUCCUGAAAUACUCGUAAUAGAAAAGGAAAGAAAAUGAAGCUGGCUGCCAUUUGGUUCCUUA